Molecule: messenger RNA, 2648 nt
Organism: Apis laboriosa (Himalayan honeybee)
Lineage: Eukaryota; Metazoa; Arthropoda; Insecta; Hymenoptera; Apidae
Product: cytochrome P450 9e2-like
Exons: 1
Coding region: 121-1719 (532 amino acids)
Molecular function (GO): iron ion binding; heme binding; oxidoreductase activity, acting on paired donors, with incorporation or reduction of molecular oxygen
Source: RefSeq, a predicted model, not a curated record
AGGCGCCUCCUCAGUGUUCCGCGGUAACGAAUAUAGCGAGCAUCGUGUCGACUAAAAAUCGCAGGCGUAGAGAAUCGAGUCGUACAGAAGAACAAGAUCACUUUGUAAUCAAUCGAUAAAAUGGAGUUUUUAUCCUUGUCCCUGCUCCUCCUCGCGAUCUCGAUUGUAGCCUACUAUUACUGCUUCGUGAGGAAAAGUUUCAAUCUGUUCCAAGAGCACGGCAUACUUCACAUCCCGCCGUCCCCUCUCGUGGGUAAUUUGGGCCCGUUGAUCAGAGGAAAGGAGAACAUACACGACACUAUUCAGAGGAUGUACAACAUCCAUCCUGACGUCAAGUACGUGGGUAUAUUCGAGCUUCUCACUCCCGUGAUAAUAAUACGGGAUCUGGACCUGAUCAAGAGCAUCACCAUGAAGAAUUUCGACCAAUUCCCCGAUCACCGCCCCAUGUUUUGCAAGAGCGUGGACCCGAUGCUCGGCGAGAUGUUGUUCAUGAUGGACGGGGAACAAUGGAAGGAGCACAGGAACAUGCUCACGCCCACCUUCACCUCGAGCAAGAUCAAAAAUAUGUUCUUGCAGAUGUCCAAGUGCGCCAAGAGAUUCGCCCAUCACCUGUCCACAGUGCCCGAGAAGGAGAGGGAAAUGGAGAUGAAGGCGUUGCUCACCAGAUACACCAACGACGUGAUCGCGAGUUGCAUCUACGGGGUGAACGUGGACUCGAUAAAGGAGCCUAGGAACGUGUUCUACAUGUACGGCAGAGUGGGCGCCACUCUGAUAGGGUUGAAGAAGAAUUUCAAGAUACUCGUGCACAGGAACAUGCCUUGGCUGGCCAACUUGCUCAGGCUCAACAUAUUGGAGAGGCACAUAGCGAAAUUUUUCACCGAUCUCGUGGUGGAGACGGUCGAGGAGAGGGAACGGAACGGGACGACGAACUCGGAUCUGAUCCAAUUGAUGAUGGAUACGAGGAACAAGAGGGAAUCGGGUAAGAAGAGUCUCACCGUUCAGAACAUGGCCAAUCACGCGUUCAGCUUCUUCUUCGGCGGCUUCGACACGGUCGCGUCCCAGACGUGCGUGCUUCUCCACAUGCUGGUCGAGAACCCCGAGGUCCAGGAGAGAUUGCAGCAAGAGAUCGACGAGACGUUGGAGAGGAACGACGGCCAAUUGUCGUACGAGGUUAUACAAGAGAUGAGAUAUCUGGACGCUGUGAUAAACGAAAUUCUCAGGCUGCAUCCGAUCGCUGUUUUCAUAGACAGAAUGUGCGUCAAGAGUUUCGAGCUGCCCCCCGCGUUGCCCGGCGACGUGCCUUUCACCGUCAAGCCGGGGAUGAACGUGUGGAUCCCCGUCAAAGCGAUCCAUCGGGAUCCCAAGUACUACGACGAUCCCGAGAAAUUCAAGCCGGAGAGAUUUUUGGACAAUGGGAAGAGCAUUAUGAGCUCGGGGGCGUAUCUCCCGUUCGGGAUCGGGCCCAGGAUAUGCAUAGGGAACAGAUUCGCGUUGAUAGAGAUGAAGGUUUUGGUCUGCCAUAUUCUUGCAGUUUGCGAUAUAAAGGCUGGACCGAGGACGGGGAUCCCGUUGGAAUUCGAGAAAGGCGUGUUCAACGCGACCGCGAAAACUGGUUUUUGGCUGAAGAUCGAGCCCAGGAAAUAUUCUUACCACUCCGCUCAAAUUAACGGGUUGGUUAACAACGACGUUAUUAACGGUGCGUGUAAAACAGGGAUUUGAAACAGGAUGAUAUUCAAUUGUUUGAAUCGGGAGUUUUGAAUUUUUUAAAUGUGUGGAAAUUAUAUUGUAUUAUAUUGUAACGGUGAUUCGAUUCAUUUAUUGUGAGAUACACGUUUGGUCGUGCUUUUUUUCUUUUUAUUGUUUACUUGAUAUUUGUACGGAUAAAAUAAAAAAAAAAGAAACUUUUGUGUAAUUCAUAUGGAUUACACGAUUCAUCUUUCCAUUAUUUAUUAAUAUCAUAAUAGAUCAAACAAACAAACAAGAAAAAAAAAUGUUAUUAUUCUUGCAUAUUUAAAUUGCUUGGAUCGAAAUUAUACUUUUAAAUUAGAAAAAACAAUAAAUACGAUCAUAGCUGAUAAUUAAGGAAAACUUUUUACGCGUUCAAAAGAAACCGAAAAUGAAUAAAUGAAUAAAAUAGGAUAUAAUUGUGAAUUGUAAAGUGAAAAUGAAUUUUACCUUACAUUUUUCUGAAGAAUUUCUAGAUCCUUUUAAAAAUUAUCAUAUUUCGUUAUCGCAUAUUUCUCAUUCAAUGUACAAUGUACAAUUCGAACGAAUAAAUUAAUAAAUAAUCGUUCAAUAUAUUUCACGCAAAUAUUGCUAAUUUUUAUCUUGCGAGUAAAUAUUUGCGAUUGAGAAAAAUCUGUCUGUAGAGUAAAUUGUAAAUUGUUACUAUAAACAAUAGUUAUCGCAGCGAUAUGUUUGUUCAUUGAUAAAAGUGUCAACAACACGAUAUACAUUUCUCCAGAUAAUAUAUUACAUGUACAUAUGUAUAUACGUUAUUUGAACACGUGCAAUUUGUUACCUCUAUAAUUCCACUGCUACUGUUUUAUCUUACGAUAUUACUACAUGUAUAUUAAAUUAUUACGAUUAAUUUUGUUUAAUUAUAUAAUAAUACAUAAAUAAUAUAAAUAAUAAAAGUCAAUAAAUAA